AUGUUUCCGAGUUCGCAUUCUUUUUUGCGUGCUGAUUUCUUACAUCAAAUGGUCCGUUUUGUUGUGUUUGCGCUUUCACGUUGGUUGGGAAGGGAACGACUCGGACUUCAGACUGAUGCAGCAACAGCUUGGGCUCGGUCGUCGGAAGAAUUGGAGAGUUUAAAAGAGCACAGAGCAGAAGAACCUGUCCAGGAACAAAGACAGCCCGAGAUGAAGACAUUGGAUAGCAUAGGUGCUCGUGUCUCGGAAUCAAAAUGCUUGGCUUAUCAGAACAAAGAGGAUUGGGAUCAAAGAUUCAAGGCACUUCAAAAUAGAGAAGGUUCUGCCGACAUAUUUUCUGUCGGGGUGGAAUUCUCAACAUUCUUAGCGAAUUUUCGUCAUACAGCCGAGGAAGCUGUGACCACAAUUGUUGAGGAGAUGGCGUUCGAGGAUUCAGAAAAGACUUUAAAACCUCAGCCUCUCGACGGCGACGACUUUUUUGCAACGGAUGACAUGAAGCACUUCACAUCAUUGCUCCCUAUGUUACUCAAGUAUCAGUGCGAUGGACUCUUAAUAUAUAUGUGCUCAAAUUUUUCAGUAAACGGGAGUGUCCAUCAAACGAGGAUAGAUGAAGAGUGUGUUGAUGCCUUUCAUAAACUUGUUGGUCAUCAAGUUCGUGCUGCGCGAGCAAUUCAGAUCGCAAUCGAGGAAUUUGCUGACAAUACUCAACCGAUUUGUCAAGACAUUAUACUUCAGAUUCCUCUGCAGUGCAGUAUUGAUUAUCUUGGCUUCCGCGCAUUCGUUAUUGCAUCCUCUUCACCAGGUUUGACGAGUACGCGACAAUCCUUAGUAAGUCAAGCGGAGACAAAUCAAGCGCAUCAGUUACAUCACCAAUUGAAGCUUGUGUACGAUAAUCUUGGACUGCUCACGGACAGCAUGCCUGCAUUAGAAGAUGUUAAGAAUGAAUUGCACUCCGAUUGCUCAGCUCCUGCCUACUUUCCUGUAAGUGCGGGGUUUUCUGUUGAGACACGAGAAGCUGCAUUAGUUUUUAAAUUGCAUAAUCUUAUGGAUAUUUUUCCCGCUGAUGUAUCAAGUGAUGAGCCCAAUGCGAUAGCAAACGAAGUGUUAUUAUGCAAGAUGCGCCCCGAAUUUGUUCGAAUGCAUGGAAACAGUUUACCACUCUACUCAAAUACCCACCUUUCAAUCGAUCAGCAGAAUCAAUGUGCCAAGAACAAGUCCCAUACAGAACAACAAUUGCUCCAGCAGUUUGCUAGAAGUGCGCAUGACUGCUUGGAAACUAUUAUCAUUCCGGAAUUUGUUGCUGAUCUUGAAAAUGGAACGGUUCAAGUGAUCGAUAGCCGAUCGUUGACACGAGCAUUACACGAAGCGGGUAUUAAUAUGCGCUACUUAUCUUCUUGCUACGAGCUGUCAUCUCUAAAGCAUAUAAGGCGUGCGUUGCUCGCAGAAAUGGUGGCUCGAGCGAUCAAAAUCGAAUUUCGAGCAUCACUUCGAGAAAUUUUACCAAAAAGUAUCGCGGCAAUUCUGACGCAAGCAGUAGGCUCCUUAAAUUUGCGAAUCGACGAUGAGCCCCGUCGCAACACUGACAUCACUACUGCUCGCGCUCUUGCAAAGCUGGCUCUUGAAAAUGAAGCGUCCCAAAUUACAGUGGAGUGUUUUAAUCUUGUUUUCGGAGUUUCGUCUCUUGAUUCCAAAUUGUUUUGGGAAGAGAGAAUAUUACCGCAGCUGCAUGCUAAAUUCGGUAGACCUGGUGAAAAGUUUGUUUGGGAUACGAUCAUCAAUGAGGACUUGUUGCAUAUGCCUCAAUUGUUUCACGCACUCCAAGUCCAAACUGGCGUUUGCUACAGUGAUUAUAUAUCUUACAAUUUACGAGGUGCUACUCCGUUUUCAUGUGAUCACAUGCAAUACAUUAAUUCACGUACGAAAUUACUUGUAAGAAGUACAGCAGCAUGUGAAAGGGCUAUGAAAAAUGCUGAUGCUUUUCUCGCUGCACAAAAUGUCGACGGUGCUCUUUCAAGCAUAUUGUUUCAAAUUUCGAUACUAGAAACCGCCCCAAGUGAUGAGCGUAAUUCGUCAUUGUGCCACUUGCUUACAUGCGCUGCAAAUAUUUUGUUGGAGAUGGACUUGCCAGACAAGGCAGAACAAUUAGCGGUUCUUGCGAUCGAAGAGUCUCCCAGCAAUCACGCGGAGCUUGCAUGUGUGUAUACAGUUCUCAUGAAGCUAAAGUAUGCAUCAAAUGACUUAGUCGGCAUCCAGGAAUGUUUUGCAAAAUCUGUGGAGCUCGUUCAAUGGCACCUUGGGCCCGUUCACCCAUUGCUUUGCAACACGUACAUGGCAAUGACGGAGAUUCUCGGAAACUUAGGUAAGCUCGAGCAAGCGUUGGAAAUCAUGCAGAAUUGUGUGGUUCUUGUACGCGAUUGCUUUGGAAAGACAAGCCUUCUCUAUGCAGAUAUUAGACGACAGCAGGGGAUGCUGAUGUUCACGGCAAACUUUACAGAUGGUGCGGCAGUUAUCGGAGUAUUGGAGGAUGCCUUUUCAGUGUACGAGAAACAUUUUCAUGGUCUUGUGGAGGACGUUGCAAUUUACAAAGAGUUUGCUGCAGAGUGUUGCUAUGUGCUAGCAACACUAUAUAUACAAGUAAAUGGAAACCAAGCUGCAGAAGCAGCUUACAGAGUUGCGCUUACAGGUCUUGGUCUUCGGAAAGAAGUACUUAUGUCGAGCCAUAAAGACAUGAUUAAUUCUUUCUUGCAACUUGGAAAUUUGUCUCGAGAUAUAGGAGAGCACUACCGCGCUGUAGAUUACUUCAAAUCCGCUCUGUCCACUAUGAAGUUGAUUCAAGAUGUUACAUAUAUCGAUCAGAUACGCAGCAUCACUAAGUUGAUGCUUCAGGAACAUAUCCAAACACUGUCAUUGGAUAUGCGUCACAUCGUCGACAAAACAGCAAAGCGAUAUGCUCAACAAUGGCCUCAUUUCGUGGCUCUGACCACUGAACCCCUUUCAAAAGCUGUGUCUAUCAGCGACACUAAUGACGAAUCAGCAUUGCUGGCAUUAGUAAUGACGAAACUCUUUCGACUUGAACCAACCGACUACAUCGACUUGCUAAUCGAGAAAACUAACCUUGAAUAUCAAGACUAUCGUAAGCAGUACAAUUUUAAUCUUGCUGGGACUCUGCAUCGUGAUAAUACUGGCGCAUUCUCAUCUCAGCAAGCAUUGCUUCGAUCCUCAAGUGGUUGUAUCUCAAGUUUUUCAGGAACCUUUUCUCCUCCAAGCUCACCCCGUGCAUUUUUAUCACCAAUGAGUCAUCCCACUCUUUUUCCAUCAUCUCCUCGUGGACGCAUGUCAUUUGAUCAGCUAGACUGCAAUUUCCUUAGAAAUAGCUUGGGGGAAUUUACUUAUGGCGGACAAUUAGCUGCCAUACUUUUCUUAAUUGAUCACUCCGUAGCAAAGUUUUUCACAUAG
Plasmopara halstedii is the source of this 3456-nucleotide messenger RNA. RefSeq names its product Tetratricopeptide-like helical. Lineage: Eukaryota; Oomycota; Peronosporomycetes; Peronosporales; Peronosporaceae. Gene Ontology annotation, biological process: organelle organization. The transcript is spliced from 3 exons. The record is from RefSeq and is a predicted model, not a curated record. Gene Ontology annotation, molecular function: protein binding. The coding region runs from base 1 to 3456 and encodes 1151 amino acids.